UCUCAUCAUCACAACAGGAUCCCCCCUCACCAUUCCAUUAAUCUCCUUUCAUUGCUAGCUCUCAUCUUUUUUAGCUAUGGAGAUUGUUUCUAUUUUACUAUACAUUAUCCUCUUCCUCUCCACUCUUCUUUCAUUAUUAAAGAAACAAAAGAAUGGGAUUCAUUUUAAAAAAUUCAAGCUUCCACCUGGUUCAAUGGGUUGGCCAUACGUUGGUGAAACUCUUCAACUCUAUUCACAAGACCCAAAUAUUUUCUUUUUAACCAAACAAAAAAGAUAUGGUGAAAUAUUCAAAACCCAUAUACUGGGUUGCCCUUGUGUGAUGUUGGCCAGCCCUGAGGCGGCUAGGUUCGUGUUGGUGACACAUGCUCAUUUGUUCAAACCGACGUACCCGAAGAGCAAAGAGAGGCUCAUCGGUCCUCACGCACUGUUCUUUCACCGAGGCGGAUACCAUGCUCGGUUGAGGAGAUUGGUGCAGAACUCGUUAGCACCUCAAACUAUAAAGAAAUUGAUCCCUGAUAUUCAAGGCAUUGCUGUUUCGACACUCGAAUCAUGGGCUGCUUCUGGUCAAGGUGUAAACACCUUUUACGAGAUGAAGAAGUUGUCAUUCGAUGUCGGCAUUUUGUCCAUUUUUGGUCACAUGGAAAGAGGGUUCAGAGAGAUGUUGGAGGAGAAUUACCGGAAAGUAGACAAAGGUUACAAUUCCUUUCCGACAAACAUUCCUGGGACUGCUUAUCAACAAGCUAUCCUUGCGAGGAAAAGGCUGAACCGGAUUUUGGGUGAAAUAAUAAGCUCAAGGAAGGAGAAAAGGCUGUUGGAGAAGGACAUGUUGGGCCAUUUUUUAAGCUUCAAGGAUGAAAAUGAUGAAAAAUUGAACGAUGAGCAGAUUGCAGAUAACAUUAUUGGAGUACUUUUUGCGGCACAAGACACAACAGCCAGUGUUAUAACAUGGGUUCUUAAAUUCCUUCAUGAUGAUCCCCAACUUCUAGAAGCUGUUAAGGCAGAGCAGAUGGCAAUAUAUGACACCAACAAUGGAGGAAAAAUGCCAUUAACAUGGGAACAAACAAGAAGCAUGCCUCUCACACAUAGGGUUGUAAUGGAGAGCUUGAGGAUGGCAAGUAUUAUAUCUUUCACAUUCAGGGAAGCAGUAGUUGAUGUUGAGUACAAAGGAUACUUAAUACCCAAGGGUUGGAAAGUGAUGCCAUUAUUCAGGAACAUUCAUCAUAACCCAGAAUUUUUUCCCAAUCCUCAAGAAUUUGAUCCAUCUAGAUUUGAGCAGGUAGCUCCAAGAGCCAAUACCUUCAUGCCAUUUGGAAACGGCGUUCAUGCUUGCCCCGGCAAUGAACUGGCGAAGCUGGAGGCUCUCAUUUUGAUCCACCACCUAGUAACAAAUUUUAGGUGGGAGGUUGUGAGUUCAGAAAGUGGUAUUCAAUAUGGGCCAUUCCCAGUGCCUCAACAAGGACUCCCAGCCAGAUUUUGGAAGGAACCAAAGCAGUCACGACAAUGAUGUUUGGUCUUUAUUUAGUAAUUAGUUAACUAAUUUGGUAAAAAAAUACUAGUCCAUGCUUUCACCAUUGUACCAAUAGUCCAAACCAAUACUUCUUAUGCUACCUAAUGAAACCCUAUUAUUUUUCACCAUGGGGUUUCUACAAUCAUGUAUAUAUUAUUACCUUUGGCUAUGGCACGUAAGAAUAAGAACAAAGUUUGAUGCAUAA
Molecule: messenger RNA, 1712 nt
Organism: Gossypium raimondii (Peruvian cotton)
Lineage: Eukaryota; Viridiplantae; Streptophyta; Magnoliopsida; Malvales; Malvaceae
Product: abscisic acid 8'-hydroxylase 4
Exons: 9
Coding region: 77-1504 (475 amino acids)
Biological process (GO): sterol metabolic process
Molecular function (GO): iron ion binding; (+)-abscisic acid 8'-hydroxylase activity; heme binding
Source: RefSeq, a predicted model, not a curated record